Messenger RNA from Salvia hispanica, 1979 nucleotides. RefSeq lists its product as uncharacterized. The record is from RefSeq and is a predicted model, not a curated record. Lineage: Eukaryota; Viridiplantae; Streptophyta; Magnoliopsida; Lamiales; Lamiaceae. Gene Ontology annotation, cellular component: nucleus. Gene Ontology annotation, biological process: regulation of DNA-templated transcription.
ACCGAGCUAAGAUAGAAAAACAGCAAUUUAUCUUGAAGGCGGGAAAAGGAAUCGGAAAAAAAUUUAAUGCAGAUGACUCCACCCUCCAAAAAUUCUAGGGCAAAAUUUCCCAAAUCUGCCGAAUAUUAGUAAUUUAAAACUGCUGCCGCUGCUCAUUUCAAAACCAUCAGAAAUCCUCCAACCUUUGCGCCGGCAAGUUCAGAUUUUAGGAGGAGGAAAACCUAAUUGAGUAAUAUUCCCGUUGUUGGUGUUCAGAAUUGCUAGACGGAAAUGGCGGUUGAAGCAUCCCUAGGUAGUUCAGUGGCGUCUCCGUCGGCAGAGAAAUUGACCGGAAAACCGGCUGUCGGUAGCCAAGUUAGUGGUGACGGGGUACACUGCCAUCAGUGUCGUCAAAAAGCCAGGGUUCCAGUAGCAGCAUGCAAGAAUCACAUGAAGAAGAAACCGUGUUUAGUAAAGAUAUGUAGCAGAUGCCUAUGGAACAGGUACAAGGAAAAGGUGGAGGAAGUAGCUAGUUUGGAGGGAUGGAAGUGCCCGAAAUGCAGGGGCAUUUGCAAUUGCAGUGUGUGCAUGAAGAGAAGGGGCCAUCAACCCACCGGUCCAGCAAAAGCGACUGGAUUCUCUUCCGUCACUGAGAUGCUAACUGCUGAGGAUUCAGAUAAUGGGAAGGAUGUAUUAUCUGCUAGAAAGAAAGGGAAGGAAAGGUUGAAUGCAGAUGAUAAUACCUCUUCAAAGAGAAUGAAACAUUCUAAAUUGGCUGAAACCAGCCAGACUAUUCCUAAAGAAAUUGUGCUGCCUGUGGGAACAGACUUGACCAGUGUGGCUGGAAUUGAUGUACCUGCAGAAGAUGUUGGCAAUGCUUUGGAGUUUCUCGAAUUCUGUUAUGUUUUUGGAGAGAUCCUAAAAUUGAAAGAUGGGGAAGCAUUAUGUGUCCUCCGAAAUAUAGUAUUUCAUAGGCUAACUGCAAAGCGAGGAAGAUCAUGUCCGGUUGUCAUGUUUCAUGUACACCUGCUGUCAAUAAUUAAAGAGGAAGAGGGAGAGAAAUUUCCAAAGCCGCAUCCGCGCGAGUGGUUCAGUGUGCUGAAGAAAUGCUUGGCUGAAUCUGAACGUGUUCUUAAAGUGUUGGGGAUGAGUUAUUUAGAGAAGGCUGCUGACUAUGAUGCUUUAAAUGCUUCACAAAUGCUUAGGGUCGUAAAUCUGCUAUGCAUUCAUGUUCUUGGCACGAAAAAGCUAAGAAAUUGGAUAGAACACCAAAAAACACAAUUUGACCAGAAAGCAAAGGAAGCUAAACUUAAGGUUUUUGAAGCAAGAGGCGAGAUAAAGAUUUUGAAGCAGAAAAUAAAAGAGGACACUGCCAAAGCUAUUGAUGCUAGGGAUAGGGAGCAGGAAGUAAUUGUUUCUCUUAAUAGAUCUGCUGCAGAGCAAGCUCAUGGAAAGCUGAUUGAGUCAGAGGCAAUGCUUUUGAAAAUUGAUCAGACAGCUGAUGCUAUAAGAGUAGAGCCCAUCUUCACGGACUGCAGUGGUCAUAUGUAUUGGAAAUUGAAAUGUGCUGAUGAAUCUGAUGUACUGCAUCAAGAUGUUGGGAAAGGGGAUACUCUUACCUUACAAGAAAAAUGGUUUGCUCUCAGUGUUGAAGAAAGAAAAGAAAUUGUGAAGAAUAUUACUACAAGGUAUUCUCCAAUUACUGUAGUUGGCAUUUUGAAAUAAUCACAACUGAGGUCUGAGGGUGAUAAGGAUUGGCAUUGAUGUGACAGCAGCUAUUGGGAGUUGAAGAGGAUAAAGUCGACUUUGUUUGUGGUCUUUUCUUUAGUUCUUUGUGUUUUAGUUGGAUUCUUGGAGGCAUGCUUAUCUCUAGUACUUUGUUUUGAUAGGAGUCUUUAGUUUUCAUAACUUUAGUAGUAUUUGAUUUUGUUAGGAGUCCUAUUUACUCCCUCGAGGUUUGACAGGGAAGAGUGGUCUGGAAAAUAUAUUCUGUAGUAGCA